Messenger RNA from Aplysia californica (California sea hare), 3253 nucleotides. RefSeq lists its product as uncharacterized. NCBI's taxonomy places the organism in Eukaryota, Metazoa, Mollusca, Gastropoda, Aplysiida, Aplysiidae. The coding region runs from base 169 to 3075 and encodes 968 amino acids. The record is from RefSeq and is a predicted model, not a curated record. The transcript has 8 exons.
CUGCUUUCUUUCCCUCCCUGAAUAAGUGAAGGCUCAAGUCGGCACAAGCCAAAUCUUAACUUUUAAGCUGCCCCACGUGCACAAGCCGAAUGAUUUCUACAUUAUUUUGGCUUAUGGUGUGAAUGAUUUGCAUGCCAUAUUGCUAGAUUUCUUUUUAAAAGUUUUGCCAUGUUUGCUGCCAGAAUGACGACAUGGUAUUGUUGUACUGUCGGCUUCUUUUUGACUCUCGGCUUGGGUCUCGUUCCAGUUGUCGUCGGCGAUGGAGAGGGACAAGAGGCAAACUUCUGCCAAUCACGUUCACAGGGUGUUUGCACAGUGACCACCAAUGCCAGCUGUUCCAUAAACAAUGAACCAGACUGUGAUGCUUGCGGCAUGAGAGGUUCACCAGGAGCUGGCCCACGACAACUUUUCAUGGACUUAGAACAAGACGCUCACUGCAAUAGCCCGCCGUACACCCUGGGAGCGCGUGGUGUCAACCUGACUAUUGUUCUGGAAAUGGCUCGUUCCAAACUCGUGUGGACCAUGUGCCGGUCGAGCGACACAAGUCCGUCGUUGGAUGUUUGUCAUGGAACGGAAUGCAGCGACAACUUCCAGAUCAAAGUGUGCUCUGCCGAUGUCCCACAGCUCACCCAAGAAUGUUUUGAUGAUAACCCCCUGCACAUCCUGCGGUAUGGCAAGCUGGAGGACAACAAGGUGGCCCUCGAGGUUCACCUGGACUCCAUGAUGAGCUGUCGCCGUUGUCUGCUCCAGCUGUCGGAGGUCACGGGCAACAACGUGCGACGUACUGGGUGCUCCCCCCUGUCAGUGGUCUCUAUACGCAUGCUGCAGAAGGAACUGCAAAGUCAAGACGACAAACCCUGGUCCGUCUUUGAGAACAUCGCCGACACUGCUGGGACAGAUCACGGGGAAGAAAUGCGUCAGCUCUCACAAGAACUUUAUGACGUCACUCCCAGGCCGUCAGCUGUCGGUUUGGUCAAUGGCAACCUCUCUAUUGAGUCACCCACUGUGUCCUCUGUCAAUGGCAACCUCUCUAUUGAGUCACCCACUGUGUCUUCUGUCAGUGGUAACCUCUCUAUUGAGUCACCCACUGUGUCUUCUGUCAGUGGUAACCUCUCUAUUGAGUCACCCACUGUGUCUUCUGUCAGUGGCAACCUCUCUAUUGAGUCACCCACUGUGUCUUCUGUCAGUGGUAACCUCUCUAUUGAGUCACCCACUGUGUCCUCUGUCAGUGGCAACCUCUCGAUUGAGUCACCCACUGUGUCUUCCGUCAGUGGAAACCUCACUUCCAAGCCGGCCACCGUCGGUUCAGUUAGUGGCGACUCUACUAAAGAUGAGGCGGGCACUCUUAGGAUGGACAACGGUCAGCAAACAAGGUCACCGCAUACGGGGAGAGGAAGAGCCGAAGCAGGAAAUAUCGACACUCUCGCUGGGCUUGCAGAUGAAAAGCAAAACGGUUUGGAGAGUAGGAACGUGUCCGAAAAGAUGGCGGCAGACCCUGUAGGAAAUCGUAGCAGCAUCAUCAGGACCGAAGAAAGCAGUACCCACAAAGACAAGGUCAACGGUACCCACAAAGACAAGGUCAACAGUACCCACAAAGACAAGGCCAACAGUACCCACAAAAACAAGGUCAACGGUACCCACAAAGACAAGGUCAACGGUACCCACAAAGACAAGGUCAUGGCCUCUGAGGCAACCACAUCUGCGGGACAUUCGGUAGAUCCGGAAAAGGCUAAAAUUUCGAGUGCCAUCGCUCUGCUCCUUGACGCGCAAUCUCAUCGUUCUAGAAGUCGUGGCGACGAGAGAAAGUCUGUGGAAGGUGAGGUCCAUCAAGAUUUGUUCUCCAAUCUGCUCAGAGAGGAAAAAGAGGAGGAGGAAGGGCAGCUAAAGACUGGAACCCAUGACUUCCGUGUCAGUGGAGAAAUUACGCAUGGGAAUCAAGAAACUCUAAACCGAAAAGAUAAAGCGAGCAUUAUGGGCAUUCCUGAAAAUAGCAGUAAUUCAGAAAUACUUGGCCUCAAUCCGGGGGAGAGGAACGGGUCAGAAACAGAAAAAAACAACCCUGUACAGGGCAAUACUUCAAAAACACCAGACCAGAACACCGGAAAUAGAAAGGAUAACGGUUCAGAAAUAAAAGGGGACAUUCUUGAAGCAAACAGGGAGUUUCCUGAAACAAGCAGGGACAUUUCAGAAAAUGGCAGUGCUUCACAAGCACUUGGCUUCGGUACUGGGAAGAUUGACGCUUCGGAGAGAAGUGAGGACACUCCAGAAAAUGACCGUAACCCCCAAACUGCCAUUGACCAUACAAACAAGAGUGACCUUUCAGAAACGACCACGGACAGUCCGCGGAAGGGCAUUGAUUCACAAACAUACUCUGACCAUACCGUAAAAAUGGAGGAGACUGAAAAAAGCACGGGCAUUCUUGAAAGUGAUGGAAACCAGCAAACAUUUACUCACCCUAAAAAUGAGAGUGACGAUUUGGACAGUACAAACGUCCCUGAAACGUAUGAUAGUCUGCAAAUAUCUCGUCAUACAGGAGAAAGUAGCGAUUCGGGAAUGAGUGAUACGUUUUUAGAAAAGGGCAAUAAUUCAGAAGGACUCAAAGUUAAAAUGACAGGGAAAAGUGAGGAUUCAGAUUCAGUUGGUAAUGUCAGAGGUCCUACCGACGACUUCUGGCUUGACGAAGGCGCAGGGAACAGCACAGAAGAAAGCUUCUUGACCCAAAAUGACACAGCCAAAAGUUCUCCUACACGGGGUGACACAGAGAGCAGAUUUCUGACACAAAAUGACACAGACAAAAGCUUUCUGAUACUGAACGAUGCUGAGAAAAGCUCUCUGACACAGAAUGCUUUAGAGAAAAAUUCUCUGACACAGAAUGCUGUAGAGAAAAAUUCUCUGACACAGAAUGACGUAGAGGACGGCUUUGCGUCACAGAAUGACACAACCAAAAACUUUCUGGCACAGAAUGACACAGACAAAAGCUUUCUGGCACAGAAUGACACACGCAGAGGUGAGUGUAGCUUAUUUUUUUCUUCUCUUUUUUCUCUUCCCAGUAGGAAAACAGUGUCUGUGGUGUAGUGGCAAGGUGCUUUGCUGUCACUGGCAGGAGACUUGAGUUCGAUUCUGCUGUGGGAAGAAUCGGGGAGUGUGACAUCUAGUUUUUCCGUUCUACUAAGCCGAAAAUUUCAAAAAUCUUUUUCAUUGCAGUUUCCUAAUCUGUGGGAUUGGUUUCAUAUUAUGUGUCAUAACGCGGUGG